Messenger RNA from Salvelinus sp. IW2-2015, 402 nucleotides. The record is from RefSeq and is a predicted model, not a curated record. Lineage: Eukaryota; Metazoa; Chordata; Actinopteri; Salmoniformes; Salmonidae.
GAUUGACCCCUCUAGCAAGAGGAGAGCCUACUCCCCCAACAGCAGCAGCGAGUGCCCGUCAGACAGCAAGAAGUCACGCAGCGUGUCCCCCAAAGAGAACUCCCACACCCCCGUGCUGGAGGGAGGCGGCCACAGUCACAUGACCCCGGAGGAGCACUACAGGCGGAUUAUGUCAGCGCUGAACGAGCAGGGCUCCUACGAGGAGCAGCAACAGCGCCUCUACCAGCUGGCCAACAACAUGGGCCUUCCCAGCCAUGAUCUGUUGCGGGUGCGCCAGGAGGCCCUGGCAGCAGUGAGGAACACGGGGGGUAUGGAGGCCCAUCUCCCCUCGGCAGGCAGCUCGUCAAGCCAGAGACGCAAGCAGGGCCUGCCCCAGCACCGAGACGCCCACUACACCGAGAG